CUUCUCUCUAGGAAAUUAUACUCCAAUCACAAACCAUUCGGUUUGGACAAAUCCUUUUGGAAAAAUCCUUACCAAACUAUUUACCGCACUGCUGCUUAUCAUACGGUUUCGCGACAGAAUUUUGAGUCGUUUUUGAGUAUCUAAUAACCGGGCGUUGCAACCCUUCUCGCCGGCACCCUUACUUUCCCGGCGUCCUGGCAAGGCGGCAACCCAUACAACCGGCAAAUCAAGAUGGAAAAAGAGCCUCUCCUUCCCUUUUCCACACCCAAAUCUUCACUUCCACCUCCCAUUUCCCUUUGCCCUUUACCUGAAGACAAUGAAAUCACAGUUCCUCCUUUGACACCUUCAGAAUUCAAAGACAGACUAAUAUUUGGUUCUGCUUCUCCUCCUUCUCCUUCUUCCUUCAAAGGCCCUUUUAGAGACCUAAAUCCCAAUCUUGAUCCCAUAGACCCAAAUUUCAAUAUUGAUUUGAAUUGUUGGGCACCCUCAGACCCUAAACCCAGUAAUGAUCAGAAUCCGCGGACAUUGGACUCAAAUUACAGAUUAUGGUCAAGGAGCAAUCUGCACAGGUCGAAGACUGCCCCUGCUUUAGCGACAAUCAAUGAUAUUGAGCACCACUCCUCUGCAAUUCCCAAGCCACCAUUGAAACUUGCAAUUGUGAGACAAGCUAUUGUGCUUUUAGGUCUUUACUUGAUUCUAGGCGUGUCUAUAUAUUCUUUGUUUAAGGAGCAUUUUAGGGGCUCUGAGACCCAUCCUGUGGUUGAUGCUCUAUACUUUUGCAUUGUCACGAUGUGUACUAUUGGUUAUGGGGAUAUAACUCCUGAUAGUCCUGCCGCUAAGCUGUUCUCCGUCAUGUUUGUGCUUGUCGGUUUUGGGUUUAUUGACAUUCUGUUAAGUGGGAUGGUUACUUACGUUCUUGAUUUGCAAGAGUCUUAUCUGCUGAAGACUGUUAAGAGUAAGGGCGGGCAUGUCCGCGGUUCUUACAUAAUAGAUGUGAAGAAGGGGAGGAUGAGGAUUCGAAUGAAGGUCACACUGGCAUUGGGUGUUGUGGUUCUAUGCAUUGGUGUGGGGGUUGUAGUCAUGCAUUUCGUCGAGAGGCUCGGGUGGUUAGAUUCACUUUACUUGUCCGUUAUGUCAGUUACUACAGUUGGGUACGGAGACAGGGCAUUCAAUUCUUUGACCGGUCGGGCUUUCGCAUCGUUUUGGUUGCUUGUGUCAACUCUUGCUGUUGCGAGAGCCUUUCUUUACUUGGCUGAGGCAAGGGUGGAUAAAAGGCAUCGAAUGAUGGCCAAAUGGGUGCUUGAUCAGGACUUGACUGUUUCUCAGUUUCUUGCUGCCGACAUUGAUAACAAUGGUUUUGUCACUAAAUCUGAAUACAUAGUAUACAAGCUGAAGGAGAUGGGAAAGGUAUCAGAGAAAGACAUAUUUCUUAUCUGCAAACAGUUUGAACGGUUGGAUUCAGGCAGUUGUGGGAGGAUCACUCUCGCUGAUCUGAUGGAAGGCGUCCACCAUUAAACCAGCUCCACAUGCAUUUCCCUGGCAGAGGUUUUAUGAUGCAGAAGAGGAAUAUUCCUUAAGACGGUGUGCAAUAUUAGAAGGUUCAGAAUCAGAUGGAAUUUGUGUCUUUCUUUUUGACAUUGGAUUUGGAAGUGUAUAUACCCAUUACCAGGUAGAUAUAUGUAUAUGUAUUUCUCUGCCACAAGUUUUGUUCGCACAAUUGUUGUUACCUGAGGUUGUGAAUAUUCCUGUAAAAAAUAACUAACAUAUUGACUUUGUUUAAAAUUUUCUUCCCAUUUAUAAAAGCACGAAUUAAGCAUUUUUCUUGAA
Messenger RNA from Cuscuta europaea, 1827 nucleotides. The record is from the annotation of a GenBank genome assembly. Lineage: Eukaryota; Viridiplantae; Streptophyta; Magnoliopsida; Solanales; Convolvulaceae.